CUCCGACCAACCACGAUUACCUGCAUCAUCUAAACGCUUCCACUCUGCCCGACUUCACAAGCGCUGAGUCUCUUGACUACUCAUCUCACUCCUUGGCUCAGUCUACACCUAGCCUCCGUUUCAGUCACAGUCUCAACCUUCGUUUGCCGCCCUUGCCGUCGUCCAUCAUGGCGCUCGACACCUUUUUCCACAACAAGAUAGAGAGCAUGAAGCUCGAAAUAAUACAAGGACAGGCAGUACUCAGACGUCUGGAAGCACAACGGAAUGACUACAACUCGAGAGUACGGUUGCUUCGCGAAGAGCUAGGGCUGCUGCAACAGCCAGGGUCGUACGUCGGCGAGGUGGUCAAGGUGAUGGGGACGAAGAAGGUACUCGUCAAGGUGCAUCCAGAGGGCAAAUAUGUCGUGGACAUUUCAGACAACGUCGAUAUCGCGAAGCUCACCGUCGGGAAACGCGUGACCCUCCUAUCCGAUUCUUAUAAACUCGAGAAGAUGCUUCCCUCCUCCGUCGAUCCGCUCGUGUCUCUCAUGAUGGUGGAAAAGGUGCCCGACUCUACCUACGAUAUGAUCGGUGGUCUGGAUCAGCAGAUCAAAGAGAUCAAAGAAGUCAUCGAGCUUGGUCUCAAGCAUCCAGAGCUCUUCGAGUCUCUCGGUAUCGCUCAGCCGAAGGGUGUUCUCCUAUACGGCCCCCCGGGUACAGGAAAGACACUUCUCGCUCGUGCCGUCGCCCAUCACACAGACUGCAAGUUCAUCCGCGUGUCAGGGUCGGAGCUGGUGCAGAAAUAUAUCGGUGAGGGCUCACGUAUGGUGCGCGAGCUGUUCGUCAUGGCGCGUGAACAUGCGCCUAGCAUUAUCUUCAUGGACGAGAUUGACAGCAUCGGGUCGUCCCGUGUCGAAGGCUCAUCUGGCGGCGACUCGGAAGUCCAGCGCACUAUGCUGGAGCUGCUGAAUCAACUCGAUGGUUUUGAGCCCACUAAGAAUAUCAAGAUCAUCAUGGCCACCAAUCGUCUCGAUAUCCUCGACCCAGCGCUCCUUCGACCGGGCCGCAUCGACCGUAAGAUCGAGUUUCCGCCACCAACGGUCGAGGCGCGUGCAGACAUUCUACGCAUCCACAGCCGCAGCAUGAACCUCACGCGCGGCAUCAACCUGACGAAGAUUGCAGAAAAGAUGAAUGGAUGUUCAGGGGCAGAGCUGAAGGGUGUAUGCACGGAGGCAGGCAUGUAUGCGCUACGAGAGCGGAGAGUGCACGUCACACAAGAGGACUUUGACCUCGCGACAGCGAAGGUGUUGAACAAGCAUGACGACAAGGCGACGAGUUUGAGCAAGCUCUGGAAGUAGACGGGAGGUCUGUAGAGCAGCGCGAAGUGUAUUAUGAAAAAGAGCAUAGACCGCGGUUUUCAAUCAGAUCGCAGAAUAGGAGCAAGGAGAACAUUAAUCAUGGUUGGAACGUCGUCGAGUGCACUGGAAUUUGAAUCCUAUCCUCUACUUAUCCCUUCUUCAUAAAUACCCUCCACUCCACUUCGUCCCUUCAGCCACUCACUCACUCCCUCAAGCCUCGCCAUUCGUUCAUUCAUUCAUUUGUUCAUUCAUUCAUUCAUUCAUUCAUUCAUUCAUUCAUUCAUUCAUUCAUU
This is a messenger RNA of Pseudovirgaria hyperparasitica, 1630 nucleotides long. RefSeq names its product 26S proteasome subunit P45. Gene Ontology annotation, molecular function: proteasome-activating activity; ATP binding; ATP hydrolysis activity. Gene Ontology annotation, biological process: proteasome-mediated ubiquitin-dependent protein catabolic process. NCBI's taxonomy places the organism in Eukaryota, Fungi, Ascomycota, Dothideomycetes, Acrospermales, Acrospermaceae. The transcript has 2 exons. Gene Ontology annotation, cellular component: proteasome regulatory particle, base subcomplex. The record is from RefSeq and is a predicted model, not a curated record. Bases 168 to 1337 code for a protein of 389 amino acids.